Strongyloides ratti is the source of this 540-nucleotide messenger RNA. RefSeq names its product Ferritin/DPS protein domain and Ferritin-like diiron domain and Ferritin-like superfamily domain and Ferritin-related domain-containing protein. The coding region runs from base 1 to 540 and encodes 179 amino acids. The transcript has a single exon. Lineage: Eukaryota; Metazoa; Nematoda; Chromadorea; Rhabditida; Strongyloididae. Gene Ontology annotation, molecular function: ferrous iron binding; ferric iron binding. Gene Ontology annotation, biological process: intracellular iron ion homeostasis; iron ion transport. Gene Ontology annotation, cellular component: cytoplasm. The record is from RefSeq and is a predicted model, not a curated record.
AUGCAAAAUAAAAGCUUUGUUUCUGGAAAACAAUUCUUUGUGACUGAAGUGGAGAAUGCACUUAAUGUACAAAUAAAUAAUGAAUUAGUUGCAUCUUAUCAUUAUUUAGCAAUGGCAAAUAUUUUUGCCAGAGAUACUAUAGCUUUGUUAGGUGCAGCAAAAUUUUUUUAUAAACAAAGUGAAGAAGAAACAAACCAUGGAAGAAAACUAAUGGAUUAUGUAAAUAAACGUGGUGGAAUUGUAAAAUUAUUUCCAAUUAAACCACUUCAACAAAAUAUAAUGACAUUAGAUGAAGCUUUAUUAUUUGCACAAAAUUUAGAAAAAUCUAAUAAUAAUUCAAUUAUUGAACUUCAUAAAAUUGCUUCAAAUAAUAAUGAUUCCGAUUUAACAAAUUUUAUAGAAGAAUUUUAUUUAAAAGAACAAAUUGAAGAAAUUAAUAUGUUUACCGUUUUAUAUAAUAGAUUACAACGUAUUGGAUCAGGUAUUGGAGAAUAUUUUAUUGAUAAAGAGUUAAAUGAAUUGGCUGAUAAAAAACAUUAA